Messenger RNA from Spinacia oleracea (spinach), 2742 nucleotides. RefSeq names its product histone-lysine N-methyltransferase, H3 lysine-9 specific SUVH4. Lineage: Eukaryota; Viridiplantae; Streptophyta; Magnoliopsida; Caryophyllales; Amaranthaceae. Gene Ontology annotation, cellular component: nucleus. The record is from RefSeq and is a predicted model, not a curated record. Bases 395 to 2362 code for a protein of 655 amino acids. Gene Ontology annotation, molecular function: histone methyltransferase activity; zinc ion binding; protein binding. The transcript has 16 exons.
UUCCCCUUCCCCACUUCACAGCACCAAAUCAUAAAAAAGUGAAAACCAUUAAAAAAUAAUGCAUUUUUAGAGAGAGAAAACCAAACAAUUGAACAUGGCGCAAUUUUUCUGAUUUUUUGUGAAAUUUUCCUUCAAAAUUCCGCGCCUCUUCCUCUUCCACUUCCAUUUCCACACUUUUCGAGGUGUUCAUAUACGGAUACACCCUCCUCUGCUUCUUCGCCUACUUUCUCUCUCCUCCUUUUCCCCAAACUUUCUCUUCUUCUUCUUCAAACCCUAGGUGAAAUCAAUCUCACUUUUUUUUUUUCUUCCAGAAAACUGAGAUUAAUUUCGUCAUAAUCGUCUCAUUUUUCUCUAUAAAAGUCGACAGAAUAUUGGAAAUUUUAAGGUGGCGGAAAUGGAAGUGGUUGUUGAAGUGGGAGACAAGGUUGUGGCAGCGGAAGGGAGGAGAACCAGUGACCGGACAAGAGGGAGACGCAUUUCUUACAACGAAACGAUACUUGCGAAGAUUGAGGAAGUGAGUCCGAAGAAGAGGAAGUAUCAACGGAAUGGGGGCAAACGGAAGACAGUGAAGGUGCCGGAACAGAAAGAGAGUACUGAGAUGGAAAUGGUGAGAGGAUUGCUUGGAGUUGACGGUGAUGGGUUGACAGGAUUAGGGUUUAAGCUUGAGGAGGUGGAAGAGGAUGGAAAUGGGGUUGUUGAAAAGAGUGAUCAUUUGAGGGUUAAGGAAACUCUGCGAAUUUUCAACAAUUAUUACCUGCAUCUUAUUCAGGACGAGGAGAACAGAUGCAAGCUGAUUGAAGCUGAAAAGAAGCAGAAAGCCCAGAAAGGUGUAGAGGACAAAAGGAUACCUCACAAGCGUCCAGAUCUUAAGGCAAUUACAAAGAUGAUGAAUACUGGUAAAGUGCUGUAUCCCAGCAAGCGGUUUGGGGCCAUUCCUGGUGUUGAUGUGGGCCACCAAUUCUUUUCACGGGCGGAAAUGGUUGCAGUAGGCUUCCAUAGCCACUGGCUGAAUGGAAUUGAUUAUAUGGGCACGUCAUAUAGCACUGGGGAGUACAGCGAGUAUACCUUUCCUCUUGCUGUUGCUAUUGUCCUUUCAGGCCAAUAUGAGGAUGAUUUGGACAAUUCAGAGGAUGUUGUCUACACAGGUCAAGGUGGAAACAACCUAUUAGGUGAUAAGAAGCAGAAUAAAGAUCAGAAAAUGUUACGUGGCAAUUUAGCACUAAAGAAUAGUAUGGAGCAGGAUUUGCCUGUGAGAGUCGUCCGUGGUCAUUCUUCUAAAAGCAGUUAUGUCGGGAAAGUCUACACGUAUGAUGGUUUGUAUAAGGUUGUGAAUUACUGGGCCGAGAAAGGCAUAUCUGGUUUUACUGUUUACAAAUUUCGCUUGAAGCGGCUUGAGGGGCAGCCAGAGUUGACUACCAACCAGGUUCAAUUUAUCCGAGGACGUAUUCCUGAUUCUGUCUCUGAAGUUCGAGGGUUGGUUUGUGCGGAUAUUUCUGAGGGUCAGGAGAAUAUUCCUAUUCCUGCAACAAAUUUGGUCGAUGAUCCUCCUGUACCACCUACUGGUUUCAAGUACCGCAAGUCAAUCCAAGUUGUGGACAAUGUGAAAAUUCCUGCUGCUUCUAGUGGAUGUGAUUGUGUUGGUGGCUGCACCAACCCCAAUAUCUGUGCUUGUGCCCGGCUUAAUGGGUCAGACUUCCCCUAUGUUCAUAGAGACGGUGGCAGGCUCAUUGAAGCAAAGGCUGUGGUUUUUGAGUGUGGCCCGAAGUGUGGUUGUGGAUCAUCCUGUAUCAAUCGUACCUCCCAGAAGGGCCUGAGAUACCGUUUUGAGGUUUUCCGUACACCAAAGAAGGGUUGGGGUGUCAGGUCAUGGGAUUAUAUCCCAGCUGGUGCACCAAUAUGUGAAUAUACGGGAUUUCUGAAAAGAUCAGACGAGGGUGACAGUGUCUUGGAAAACAAUUUCAUUUUCGACAUAGAUUGCCUUCAAACAAUGAAGGGACUUGAUGGAAGACAGAUGAGAUUGCGAGAUGUGUCUAUUCCUUCAGAUGGUAUCCAUGAGAAGCCCGAGGAGAAGGUGGUUGAUAGUAUGGUGGAGUAUUGCAUCGAUGCUGGUGUCACAGGAAAUCUAGCAAGAUUUAUCAAUCAUAGCUGUGAACCAAAUCUGUUUGUGCAGUGUGUUUUGAGUGCACAUCAUGAUAUUAAACUCGCAAGAGUAAUGCUUUUUGCUGCUGAUAACAUACCACCUUUACAGGAACUUACAUAUGACUAUGGCUAUGCGCUUGACAGUGUUAUUGGACCUGAUGGGAAGGUAAAGGAGAUGGCUUGCUAUUGUGGUGCUGAGGGUUGUCGUAAGCGACUAUUUUGAGCUGGUACUUGGCUUCAGCAACCAGAUUUUUGUCAGUCUCUAUAACUGUUGGGCUCCCACAUUGUUGAUAAUGUGAAUUGUGAUAGAAUGUUGUAUAGAUGUCUAACGGUUAGGAGUAUUCUUUUUGUUUAUGGUAAGACUUUUGAGGUAGCAAAUCCAGCCCUGAGUUUUUAGAUAUAGAUAUGCAAUUACAGUGAGGUUGUGGAGCUCGGAUAUAGAUGAGUAUAGGGGGCAGUUUUUGUAUGAUACACUAUAUUAAAACUUAUAUAUUUGGAAGUUUAAUGUGAAAUGUUGCUCAGAAUGUAUAAUCCUUCACUACUAGUGGAUUUUGUAAUUUAUCUACAACCACUGACAAUGAAAUUAUAUUUUGAAGAGUUCCA